UUCAAAAAGUAUCAACAUUGAUAAGAAGUGAAAAAAAAUCGAGAAUCUCUCUCUCUGUAUUGAGAGAUAGAUAGAUAGAGAAAAAGAAAGAGAGAAAAAAAUCUGCUGUGAAAUUCUCUUAUCACAUUUCACAACAUUCAAAUGAUUAAAUGAUAUGAUUAUGGCUAACAACGACGACGACGACAACAACAUUAUCAUCAACAACUGUCAUCACGCCAUGAUCAAGCAACAACAACAACAACAACGAUCAGUAGCAUCGAAAAUGAUAAUGUUAAAAUCUUCAAAAAGAUCUAUUAUCAAAUCAAUUGUGCCCUAUGGUUAUCAUCUAUUUAUUUCAAUAAUUUUAUUCAACAGUCUUUUCAUCAGAAUUAUCUAUGCUGAUUCAGGUGGAACAACCAUCAAUAACAAUCAACAUGAAGAUCAUCAACGUGUUAUGGUCAAAGGUAUUGCCCAACAAUCAGCCUCAUUGCCUUGUUAUAUUGAUGAAGAAAAUUGUGGUGCCAUCUAUUUCCUUACAUGGAGUCGCCUUGAUACACGUGAUAAUCGUUGGUCAAGAAUUUGGGUCUAUUCUGAUGAUAAUGUUAAUAAAGCACUUAAUUUAUUAACUGGACGAGCAAUUUUUACCAAACAAAAAUCUGAAGCUCGUUUAGUUAUCAAUUCAUUAAAACCGUCCGAUGAAGCAUUUUAUAAGUGCGAUGUCACUUAUGUAGCCGGUAAAUGUCCAUCAUUGACUUAUGUGCAAUUGAAUAUAAUCGCCAAACCAAGCCGUUCAUGGAUUGAACAUGAAGGCGAUAUUCUAACAAAUGGUCAUCAUUUAUCAUUGACCGAAGGUGAUUAUCUUAAAUUGGCAUGUACUGUGAUUGAUGCACGACCAACACCGAUUUUAAUAUGGCGUUCGGUCGAUUCUCGUGGUCAAACAUUCGAGCUUAUUAGAUCAACAACGAAUAGUGAAUCAUUUAUUAUUACAACUGGAACAAUUUCCGGUGAUGAAUCUAAUUCUAAUUCAGUAAUGGAUCGUGCAACAUUAAUAUUGAAUAAAAAAUUAACACGUGAUGAUCUUGGUUCAAAAUAUGAAUGUCAUAUUGAACAUGAAACAAUCGAUAAUAAUACAAUGGAUAAACAUGUUGUUCUUGAUGUUAAUGUCGGUAUUAAAACAAUGGAAAUAAUCGGACCAAGUACAUCGGUACGUGAAGGCGAUAUAGCUGUGAUUGAAUGUGUGGCCUAUGGAAGUAAACCGGCUGCCGAAAUUGUUUGGCGCAACGGUUCUAGAAUAAUUGAUGGACAUUCAAUACAGAAUACUAUCGAAACAAAUAUCGAUCGAAUCACUGUCAAUAGUCGAUCAAAAUUAGAGAUUAUUGUUGGCCAUCAAGAUCAUCUGAAUCCUAUCACUUGUGAAGCAGCAAAUGUAGCAAUGCGUACGCCUAUCAAUAAAUCAACUGAAAUAUCUGUUCUUUUUGCACCAAUCGUUGUGAUGGAGCCACAAAACGGUGUAACCGUUAAUGAAUCAACACCAAUGGUAAAGAUUUAUUGUACCUAUAAGGCUAAUCCUAGCCAAUUGUUAGAAAAUGAAACCAUUUGGUUUAAAGAUGGUCGUCGUUUAGACAUGAGUGAUCGUAACAAAUAUAUCAUUGAAUCAGCAAUCAAUUCACCAACAUUAGUUAUAUUGGAUGUUACUAGAAAUGAUACUGGCCAUUAUCAUUGUACAUUGGCCAAUACAUUUGGUUCUGGUGUGCCUAAUAGUUCUAUUUACCUGAAUGUGCUUUAUCCACCUAUCGUUUCAUUGUUAGUAUAUCCUGAUCCUUCAUCAUCAAAUUAUUUGCUCAAAGAAGGUGAUGAUUUACGAAUGGUAUGCGAUAUUCAUGAUGGUAAUCCUCGAUCAGCAUCACGAAUGCGUUGGCUUAAAAAUAAUGGUGAAACUUUUAGUGAAUUAGAUGGUGAUACUAGUACGCAAAAAGAAUUGUCAUGGCUUAGUAUACCUAGAAGUUUGACAGGGAAUUAUACUUGUCAAGCAAUAAGUGAAGCAGGAGCUAGUGAUCUUAGUAAUGAAAUCGAAAUCAUUGUACAUUAUCCGCCUGGUAAAUCAAUUAUACGACUAUUGGAUGAGCCGUAUCCAAUAAAAGGAAGAAAUCUUACUUUAGAAUGUAUUGUUAAUGAUUUUGGUAGUCCUUCAGAUCAUACUGAAUAUCAUUGGGAAAAUAGUGACGGUAUGGUUUUUGAAUCUCGACAACCAAUCUUGACUAUACAGAAUGUACGUAUUGUAAAUCGUGGUAAUAUUUCAUGUUCAGCUGUCAAUGAAGUUGGUUUUGGUGCUCGAGGCCGAUUUGAAUUAAUUCCAUAUGCACCACCUCGUUUUAUCAAUUCUUUACCACCGACAAUCGGUGUUAAUGAAGAUUUUCGUAGUUCAACAUCAUUUUCAGAAUCAUCAUAUUCGAAUUAUAAUCAAAAUGAAAUGAACACUGCAUCAUGGAAUGGUAAUGGUCAAACAUAUGGUUAUAUGACUGGAAACGAUGGUAAUGGUUUAUCAAAAUCAUCAUCUUCAGAAAGUUCCGAACUGGUCACCUUAUAUUGUCGUGUAGAAUGUUUUCCAUUAUGUUCACUACAUUGGUAUCGUAAUGAUCAACCAAUUGAUAAUAGUACAAGAAGUGAAUAUCGUAUUAUUGAAGAACAGUUACCGGAAGAAUUUUUACUCAAUCGUUUUCCUGGUAUUGAAUCUACACUUACAUGGAAUAUAUCAAAAUCUGGCCGCAGCAAAUUAGAUCGUGUUCGUGAUUCUGGUACAACAUUUUCCUGUGUUUCCAGUGGUAAUCUUGUUGGACCAUCAGUUCGUUCGGAUUCUAGAUUUCAAGUUGAAUAUGCACCGGAAAAUCUACGACUAUCAUCGAUUCGUGUUGAUGUGAUUGAAAAUGAACAUUUACCCGAAAUACGUUGCGAUAGUGAUGCAUUACCCGAAGCAAGUUAUCGAUGGAUUUCAAAUUCAUUUUAUGAUAAAUUUACUGGUGUUAUUGCUGAUACAUCUAUUCUGGCAUUGAAUCGUACUAUUCAACGUGAUAGUACCGGUACAUAUACCUGUAUUGCAUCGAAUAGACAUGGUGAAAAACGUAUCGAUCUACAAAUCAAUGUUCUUUAUCGUCCAUCAUGUACUAUAUAUGAAAGUCGUACCGGAAAAGAAAAUCAAGAUGUUGUAUUAAUUUGUGAAAUAACAUUUGCCAAUCCAAGUGAUGGACUUGAAUUUUUUUGGUCAUUAAAUGGUACUGAAUUGAAUCAAACAUUUAUUGAUGAAUUAUCACAUCAAGAUGGAAUGAAAUCUAAAAUAAUAAUACCGGCAUAUGAUGAACAAUUAUUUGGUACAUGGACUUGUUCGGCAAGAAAUACAGUUGGACAAACUGAUCCAAAUUGUACAUUAUUUGUUGAUGCACCAAUCGCUGCCGAAUCGGUUCUAAAUGAUGAAUCAUUAUUGAUCAUAUCAGCCGUUAUUGUAGCCAUUAUAUUUGCCUUUUUAUUUAUAUUAUUAUGUUUAAUAUUUAUAAUGAAACGUCGUCGUCAUAAAAACGAAAAAGAUAAACGUGAAAAUCCGGAUGGAGAUCGUUCACCAACACCAAGCUCAUCGACAAGUCGUGUUUCAUCCAAUCAAAAUGAUAUUAUAAGCCAAAAAAGUCAAACAAGCUCUAAGAAAGCAACAACCGAAACUGAACGUUUAUCAUCAUCAAAUUCAUCAACAACAGCAACAAUGCCAACAUCCGGUGAUAUGUAUGAAAAUAUGAAUUUUCAUCGAAAGCCGAAUUGCCUAACAAAUCUUAAUGGAAUGGCUUCUUCUUAUUAUCAUCAUCAUAAUCCAAUGCUUCCACAAUCAUCAUCACCAGUUACAGCUACACCUGCAACUGUUUCAUCAAUAUCACCUAUUCCUCCUACCUAUGAUAAUGCAACCAAAUCAUUCAAUAAUACUAUUGAAGCUUUUCGUCGUACUCAAUCGGCAAGAUUCCCAUCGAAUCAGGUAAAAUUAACUUGCUUUAUAUAG
Molecule: messenger RNA, 4015 nt
Organism: Dermatophagoides pteronyssinus (European house dust mite)
Lineage: Eukaryota; Metazoa; Arthropoda; Arachnida; Sarcoptiformes; Pyroglyphidae
Product: hemicentin-1-like
Biological process (GO): cell-cell adhesion
Cellular component (GO): cell-cell junction; plasma membrane
Molecular function (GO): cell adhesion molecule binding
Source: RefSeq, a predicted model, not a curated record